AUGAACUGUAGCAAGAACUCUGACUUUGUCCUCUCAGGGCUGUCCAGUGACCCAGACAAACAACAGCUCCUCUUUGGUCUCUUCCUGGCCCUCUACUUGCUGAGUGUCUUAGGCCACUUGCUACUUCUGCUGACUAUUGGUGCUGACUUCCACCUCCACACCUCCGUGUACUUCUUCCUUAGCCAGCUCUCCCUGGUGGACCGCUGCUUCACUACCAAAACAGCCCCCAAAAUGCUGGCGGCUUUGUGGACCAGCAAUGGAUUGAUCUCUUUUUCUGAGUGGGUGGCCCAAUUAUAUUUCUUUCCACUUUUUGCUGAUAUGGACAGCCUGCUUUUGACUGUCAUGGCUAUUGACCACUAUGCUGCCAUCUGCCAUCCUCUACACUAUCCACUCCUAAUGACUCCUUGCAGAUGUGGACUGCUGAUGGGUGUGUCAUGGGGAGUGGCCUACUCAGACUCUUUGAUCCAAACCUUGUUGCUAACCUGACUGUCAUUCUAUACUAAUCUAGAGAUUCCCCACUUUUUUUGUGAUUUCAGCCCACUCUUACGGCUUUCCUGCUCUGAUACCCACCUCAAUGAGGAACUAUCGAUGGUUCUGACAGGACUUUUAGGAAUCAGCCCUCUCCUCUGCAUCAUAAGUUCUUAUGCCCAUAUUUUCCUUGCUGUAGCUAGGGUCCCAUCAGCACAGGGUAAAAAGAAAGCCCUGGCCACAUGCAGCUCCCACCUCUCCAUGUUCAUUCUCUUCUACAGCACAGUCUUUGCCACCUACCGGAAGUCCCCAUCAACUUCUCACAUCUCUGGGGAGCUGGUUGCUGCUGUCAUGUAUACCCUGGUAACUCCGACUCUCAACCCCUUUAUUUAUAGUCUGAGAAAUAAGGAUGUGAAUAGUUCACUGAAAAGGGUUCUGGGUAUGGAGAGUUCUUGGGAUUAA
Eubalaena glacialis (North Atlantic right whale) is the source of this 930-nucleotide messenger RNA. RefSeq names its product olfactory receptor 1M1-like. Gene Ontology annotation, biological process: G protein-coupled receptor signaling pathway. Lineage: Eukaryota; Metazoa; Chordata; Mammalia; Artiodactyla; Balaenidae. The record is from RefSeq and is a predicted model, not a curated record. Gene Ontology annotation, molecular function: olfactory receptor activity; G protein-coupled receptor activity. The transcript has a single exon. Gene Ontology annotation, cellular component: membrane.